Messenger RNA from Jaculus jaculus (lesser Egyptian jerboa), 1774 nucleotides. RefSeq names its product ubiquitin specific peptidase 18 (gene Usp18). The record is from RefSeq and is a predicted model, not a curated record. Gene Ontology annotation, biological process: protein deubiquitination. The transcript has 11 exons. Bases 254 to 1360 code for a protein of 368 amino acids. NCBI's taxonomy places the organism in Eukaryota, Metazoa, Chordata, Mammalia, Rodentia, Dipodidae. Gene Ontology annotation, cellular component: nucleus; cytosol. Gene Ontology annotation, molecular function: cysteine-type deubiquitinase activity; cysteine-type endopeptidase activity.
GCUGGGAGGCUUGAUGCGAGGCGAUCCAGGCAAGUCUGCGCUAACAGUUUAGUUUUCCUUCCAGGAGAGACAGCCAGAGGAGCUCUGCUCCUAUACAUGCUUCGGGAUUAUCAAGGAAUUUACUUCGUGCAAAUAACAAGGGUCCACUGCCCCGCCCCCCUCCCCCGGCUGGGGACUCUUCCCGACUUCACUUCGUGGGAUCCUGAGACCCCGGCCAGGCAACCUUAGCCUGGGGAUUGUGGCGUGAUCACUAAUGGGCAAGGUGUUUGGGUUCCUGGGCAAAACCUGCCAGCCAGUCCUGGCUGAGUCUCGGCCGCGCGCAGACCUGGGGGAGGCACAAGAGAAGAUGAAGCGGGAGCUGCCAAGGGAACACCCCGGCGCCUGGGGCCGCUCUCACGGCCUGGUUGGUUUGCACAACAUUGGGCAGACGUGUUGCCUCAAUGCCCUGAUUCAGGUAUUCAUGAUGAACGUGGACUUCACAAAGAUACUGAAGCGGAUAACAGUGCCGUGGGGAGAAGAAGAGCAGAAGAGGAGUAUCCCUGUCCAGCUGCUUUUGUUGCUGGAGAAGAUGCAGGACAGCCGGCAGAAGGCAGUGCGACCCAUGGAGCUGGUCCGCUGCCUCCAGAACUACAGUGUGCCCUUGUUUGUCCAGCACGACGCGGCUCAGCUCUACCUCACAAUCUGGAACCUAACAAAGGAUCAAAUCACAGACGUGGACUUGGCAGAGCAGCUGCAGGCCCUGUUCACAAUCCAGAUAGAGGAGUGCCUGGUCUGCCUGAGCUGUACUCUGCGGAGCAGCCGAAGCAGUAAUCUGCUAACCCUCUCUCUUCCUCUUUUUGACACGGACUUGAAGCCCCUGCAGAAGCUGGAGGACGCUCUGCACUGCUUCUUCCAGCCCAGGGAGUUAGGGCACUCAGACACGUGCUUCUGUGAGAAGUGUGGGGAGAAGACGCCUUGGCAACAGGUCUUGAAGCUGACCCAUUUGCCCCCAACUUUGACCAUCCACCUCAUGCGAUUCUCCAUCAGAAAUUCACGGACAGAAAAGAUUUACCAUUCAGUGUGCUUCCCCCAGAGCUUGGAUUUCAGUCAGGUGCUUUCAACUGAGCAGUACCCUGGUGUUUCUGGGGACCAGGCUGAAGGACAGUAUGAACUCUAUGCUGUGAUUGCUCAUGUGGGGAUGGCUGACUUUGGUCAUUACUGUGCCUAUGUCCGGAAUCGUGUGGAUGGAAAAUGGUUCUGCUUCAAUGACUCCCACGUUUGUUGUGUGUCCUGGGAAGAUAUCCAGUGUACCUAUGGGAAUCACAGCUGUCACUGGAGGGAAACUGCAUAUCUUCUGGUAUACAUGAAGACUGGAUCCUAAUGGAUAUACUCAAACCUUUAGAGAUUGACACAAUAUUAUUUCCCCUUUCUGCUGCAUCUUGUAAGAGAUUUUGUACCAGAAGAAAUACAAUUUUAAAACUGUAAUUAAGUCUCAUUCAUAAGGAGAAGUGAUUAUUGCUGUGGCUUGGACGUGUUGUCUCCCAAAGAUUUACAUACUGGAGGCAUGGUCCUCAGUAUUAUGGCUUUGCUGAGAUGGGGGGGAGCCUUUAAGAGGUGGGGCCUGGUGAGAGUGAUUAGGCCCAUGGGCUCUUUCUCUCCUGUAUACUAGAAAUCCCUUUUCUGUUUCUCCAUCAUGCUGUGAUACAACCAGGGACCCUGGCCACAGCUAGUGCUUAUGUUGGCUAGACCCUCAAGUCAUCAGAAUUGUGAGUCAAAUAAACUUUGUUGCACAGUA